AAUAAUUUUAAGACAAAGUGCUUACGAUAAUACAGUUUAAUAUUAAAAAAAAUGAAUACAUUUUAUGCUAAAAUAUAUUUAGCUAUAAGUAUUUGGUUUUUAUUUUUCGUAACCUUUGUGUAUUGCUUGGAAGCUCCGCAAAUAACUGUACCAGGGCAAGGGAUUAUUGUUGGCACUUACCUAAAAAUGUUUCGAGCACAAAAUAUUAAAGCAUAUUUGGGAAUCAGAUAUGCCUAUGCUUCCCGUUUUUCACCACCAGAGUUGGAUAUGUCUGAAUGGAAAGGAAUUCAAAAUGCGACAAAGUUUGCUCCACUUUGUUGGCAAAACCCUGCCGCUGCCAAAAAUACAAUCAUGCAUGAACUUCUCAGAAAUAAGGUCGUAGAGGAUUACGAUAGUACAUAUGAUGAAGAUUGUCUGUAUUUAAACAUUUAUGUUCCCGAUGGAUCUCCGGGUCUUAAGGGAUAUGCAGUUAUUGUUUGGAUCCAUGCUGGUGAUUUUUCGAAUGGAGCUCCAACGGAUAUUGAACCGUUCCAGGUUGUUUUUAAGCAAAAAAUCAUAGUAGUAACUUUUUCAUACCGUUUAAAUAUCUUUGGAUUUCUAUCAACUGCUGAUGGAGAAGCGCAAGGUAAUUACGGAUUGAUGGAUCAAUCAGCUGCCUUAUUUUGGAUUAAAAAGAAUAUAAACCACUUCGGCGGAGAUGAAAGCAAAAUAACAAUAAUGGGACAUUCCGCGGGAGCAAUUAGUGUGGGAUUGCAUUUAAUAUCUGAAGAAUGGUCAAAAGGUGGAUUUUCAGCAGCAAUUAUGAUGUCUGGAAAUCCUACAAGUGAAAAUGCCGUCCGCCAUCCAAAGGUCUAUAGCGAUUCAUUGGACUCAAUAUCAAAUUUAUUUGGUUGCAAUAGGAAACCGACAUCAUUGUUAUUAGCGUGUUUACGAAAAGUUGAUGCAAAAACGCUUGCAAAAAAUAUUCCAGAAGUGGAGUGGGGGCCAGUAAUUGAUUAUGGUUUAAGCAAUACGUCUUCGCACUUUAUUAGAGACUAUCCUAGGAAAAUAUUCAAAGAAGGAGACUUCCAAAAUGUUCCGACUUUAAUCGGCGUAACAGACAUGGAGGAUAUACUUAGCGUAGUUGAUGACAUAACAAAUACUAAGUUAACUGGUAAUGAUUUUUUUCAUGUUAUAGAUGAAGUAUCUAAACAUGACCUUAAAAUGAGCACCGUAAAUGACGAAAAUUGUACAAAUUCGCGAAUAAUAACCGAUGCCAUUACAUAUGUAUAUCCAUCUCAGAGCGAGAGUAUAGAUGUCCUCAGAACAUUUGUAAGUUUUCAUACAGAUCGUAUGUACAUCGCACCGUUGUUUUUUAUGGCAAACGUAUUAAGCAAAGACAACACGGUUUUUGCUUAUUUGUUUAGAACUCGUCCUCAAACUAAUUUGUUUGACCUGCCAGAAUGGGUGGGCGUACCAAAAUUUUUCGAUCAAAUAUUUGUCUGGGGUGUUCCGUAUAUGAAUAAUAACCUUCUAAAGGAAUGGAGUUCCAGUGAUAAAAAAAUUUCAGAUGUUGUCAUGACAAUGUGGGCAAAUUUCGCGAAGUCAGCAAAUCCUAUUAUUUCUAAUGUAUAUGUCAAAUGGAACUCCUUUACAUCUGAGAAUAGUUCGAUUCUAAUAAUAAACCAAAACUUUAAUUCAGAAAUGGUUAAUAAUAUGCCCACCAUAAGAUUUUGGAAUAGUUAUUAUCCAAACUUAGUAAAGUUUGCCGCAAACUGCUGUGACGUUGCAAAUUUAGCGUCUCCAAAUAUUAUCGAUAAUAAAUUUUCAUUACAUUCAUUCCACAAUCUUGGUAUAACUUUCAGAAUUUUAGCUUUUUUUUCCGAAAAUGAUGGCUUAUGA
Anastrepha obliqua is the source of this 1881-nucleotide messenger RNA. Its product is annotated as acetylcholinesterase. Gene Ontology annotation, cellular component: cell surface; synapse; postsynaptic membrane. Gene Ontology annotation, molecular function: signaling receptor activity; neurexin family protein binding. The record is from RefSeq and is a predicted model, not a curated record. The transcript has 3 exons. Gene Ontology annotation, biological process: modulation of chemical synaptic transmission; chemical synaptic transmission; presynaptic membrane assembly. NCBI's taxonomy places the organism in Eukaryota, Metazoa, Arthropoda, Insecta, Diptera, Tephritidae. The coding region runs from base 52 to 1881 and encodes 609 amino acids.